AUGUCGGCGAAUCAACAGGCCACUCGACCAGCGCCGGGUCCCCCUCUCAAGGGGCGCACACCCUUGGGCAUCAAGAACGUCCAGUCAAAGUCCCAACAGCAAGCUCAUGAUCGACGACAGCACGACGCAAUCCUUGUUGAAGGCCCCGACGGCACCAUGUCUGCCUCUACCAAUGAGUCGCUCAAGCCCCAGCCGGCGACUGCCUACAAUGCGAGCAAGCCAGUCGGCGGGCAGUACAAGGUCGACAAGAGCUCGCCCAAGUCCCACCGGAUGUCGUUUCUCCACAACAUUCAACGGAGCAAGGUCUUCAACAAUCUCGUCGGCGGUGAGAGACUCUUGGCACCUCCUUCUCCACGAGACGAAGGGGGCUCCCUAGGCACCGGCAACGGCCUUGGCCUCAUCGUCGACGGCGCACCGAGCAGCGCUACUUCUUCGGCUCACAACCUCCUCGGCAGCCUUCGCACACCCAAGAAGAGGGCAAUCCCUCGCGAAGAUAUUCACCCCAGGAACGUCGUUGAUCCCGACGAUGGGAGCCCUCCUCACAAGAAGUCCCGCUCUUCCAAGGACAGCGGCAGCGGAUCCACCGGCAUCGCUGCCACUGCCACUCAAGUCAGUAGUACUGGUGGAGCAAUUGCCUCUGCGGUAGACAAGAUGCAGGUCGACACUUCAGUAGGCAAGGGUACACUGUCUGCCCCACCAGGGCUGACCAAUACGGAACAAGCCUUUGAACGACCUCGCCAUUUGCAUACCCAGAGCAUUCAACCUGGCCCUCGCGAUACCCUCGCCCCACCGACUCGGUACCCUCGCCAAGAUCACAGCAACAUACGUGAUUCUCAUGCCGCCAAUGUGGCCAAGAACUCCACUACUCAACGAAUCGAUAAGAUCAGUAGGAUGUCGGCAACCGAGCGAGCAGCCCGUGACGAGCAGAAGAAACGCCAAGCUGAGAAUUGGAAGAGAAAGUAUACCGCCGAGUUUCCCAAGAUGACUUUUUACCUGGACGGCUUCGAUGAGAAGACCAAAAGCCAGCUCACUCGUACCAUUAGCGGUCUCGGCGGAUCUAUUGAGCCCUUCUUUAGCAAGAGUUGUACGCAUUUGCUCAGCAAGCACAUCGGAAACCCAUCAGAUAUCUCGGGAGACUCGACAAGUGCCUCAACAUCAGCUGCCGUUGCGCCUUCGCAUCACGCUCCAGUCAAGAGCGCUGUAGUGAGCAAGUCUACCAAACACUUUUCUCCGAGCAAGAAAGGAGUCGCCAAGAAAAACAAAGAUCUCCCUCUUCAUUCCGAUCGCAAUCCUUUUGACGACGUUGGCAUGGCUGCUCCGACGGUACCUUCCAAUAGCGUGGUAGCAAAGGCCUACGCUAUGGGAUUGCAUGUCUGGCCUCUAGACAAAUUCUGGCAGAUCGCCAACCUACUUGUUGGUCAGGACGUCACGCAGCAGUCCCGCCACUCUAAAGCGGAUCUGGCGCAGCUGCUUCGUCACGAGCAGCUCCACGGUACCUCAGAGCGUGAUCUCAACGCCCCUCGCGAAGGUUGGAAGUACUUUGACAAGGACUCGUUCUUCAUCUUCAUCGAGGAUGCUACGAGAGAGCAUCGCGCCAUCAUGGCGCACCAAUUCGAGAAGCCUACGGAUCCUCAAGCUGAGCCACCUUGGCCAAAACUCUAUGGCGAAGCAGAGAAUCGAUGUCCAUUCAGCAAGACUUCGGCUCGGGCUAGAGAUCGAGAUCGCACUCUGGUGGGACCUCGUCGAAUUGACACCUACCGUGCUGACAUUGUCCGCAGAUUUGACUCGCCAAUGCCCCCGACCGCAAGCCGGGAUCAGCGCGGUGCUUCGCCUUUCCAGCAACUUGCGUCAGGCAAUAGCGUCAGCGUGGCCAGCCACAUGACGACGUCCGCUAUAGGCACUCCUAGCACUACUGGUUUCCCUGGCGGGUACCAUGGUCUCGUAGGUCCUCAGGACAAGCGUGUCGCUCAGCUCAACCGCCGCAUGGUAUCCGCUGGCUCCGUCGAUCUCAACAACUCUACGGGAAGUGACGCUCGACACCGGGAAGGACCAUCUGGACCUCACGCUCGGGGAGCCUUCGUUAGGAGCUUGCUCGGCAUGCGAGACGAUCGCGCACUUCAUUCCCCUGGAACGCCUGGAACGCCCGGAGGUCUACCACAGCAUCUUCAGCAUUCCUACCACACACCCCAGCCUCAGCAUUACCACCCUCUUUCAAACCGUUCAGUGUCGCUUCAGCGACCUGGUCCUCCACAAGCACUGCCUCACACGCCAAGCUCGCACCCAGGUAUGACACGCUCUAUCAGUCUCGGUACGGGCACGUCCCUCGCAUCUCGGAACCCUAACGCAUCAAGCCGUCAGACCUUGCACGACGUCAAGAACUUUGUUCCCUGCAACGAGCGAGUACCUGCUCCAGGGUCAGUCGAAGCGAUGGUCAUCCAGCUUCGCCAGGAACAGCUCGAGAAUCCUUGUCCCGCGCCACAGGAUCCUAACGCUGAGAAGAAGCGAGACGACGCGAACAACGACCGAAGACCUUACUGCGAGAAUUGCCGCGUGUACUUCGAUGAGCUGGAGGAACAUACACUCUCCAAUCGUCAUCGUAAGUUCGCUCUGAACGACGCAAACUUCGUACAGAUCGAUGCAUUGAUCAGACGUGUUGAGCGUCCUCAAGCACCCUGGGUGCCUUUCAUCGCUGAGUGGCUUUCCAAGAAUGGCUCAGACGCCGUACAGUCAGGAUACCCUAUCGGCGUAGGCCAUGACGCCGAGAGUCGCUCUGCUGCCAGCCGUUCUGGCUCGGAGGACCCUCCUUUGUCUGCCUGCCAUCAACCGGACCUCUCCUUCGGCGAUGAAGGGGACGCGUUUGUGGAGGUGAGCAGAGACGGUGACUCGAGCUUGAAUGAGACCAGUCUUGUGACCCUCGAGCAAGACGGCAAUUGGCAUGAAGGCGAUGGAGCAGAAGACAGUGUUGACUACAACACCAGCUUCGUCGAGACCGAGGGCCAUCUGACUCCACACACUUCCCCCGAGGCAAGCGCCCGACCGUCCGUCUUUGUCGUCAAGCAUGAGGAAGGCGACGAUGAUGAGACAAGUCUGGAGGAUGCUUACGAGCAGGGCGAGCAUGCCCCACAUGGCACUGCAGCUUAG
Messenger RNA from Microstroma glucosiphilum, 3141 nucleotides. RefSeq lists its product as hypothetical. Gene Ontology annotation, molecular function: protein serine/threonine kinase activator activity; zinc ion binding; nucleic acid binding. NCBI's taxonomy places the organism in Eukaryota, Fungi, Basidiomycota, Exobasidiomycetes, Microstromatales, Microstromataceae. The transcript has 4 exons. The coding region runs from base 1 to 3141 and encodes 1046 amino acids. Gene Ontology annotation, biological process: regulation of cell cycle phase transition; positive regulation of nuclear cell cycle DNA replication. Gene Ontology annotation, cellular component: nucleus; Dbf4-dependent protein kinase complex. The record is from RefSeq and is a predicted model, not a curated record.